Molecule: messenger RNA, 2147 nt
Organism: Salvia hispanica
Lineage: Eukaryota; Viridiplantae; Streptophyta; Magnoliopsida; Lamiales; Lamiaceae
Product: DPP6 N-terminal domain-like protein
Source: RefSeq, a predicted model, not a curated record
GUCUUCAGUCUUCACUCACUACUCCAAUGGAAUUCUCCACUCUCCCUCUCCUCCUCAUCAUCAAUUUCCUCCUAUUACCACUUCCGCACGCGCUCGACACCAUCUCCUUCACCACUCUGGGCAGAUCAAGCUACGCCUUCGACAUAUUCGCCCUCCCCACCGCCGCCCCCUCCCAAGAAAUCCGCCUCACCUUUGGCGAUUCCGUCAAUUUCAACGGCCAUUUCCCCCCUCCCCAAUCCAUCUCCUUCCUCUCGGAUCGACCCGAACCCGACCCGAUCGCCCACCUCGUCUACGUCACCGAGCGCAACGGCUCCUCCCAAAUCUUCCUCAACGUCUUCAGAUCUGCUCUCCAGCUCCCCACUGACUCAUCUCGCUCUGAGAUUCUUCUAAUCGGCGAACACGAGACCAACGCCCGGAUCUCCAUGAAGGACCGCCCGAGUCUAGCGGGUGGUGACGUCAUCUACAUCUCCACCCACCAAGACCCGGGCAAGCCGCGCUCGAGUUGGACCGCGGUCUACUCGACCGGGCUCACCACCGGUUUGACCCGGCGCCUGACCCCGCCGGGGAUCGCGGACUACAGCCCCGCCGUGUCGCCUUCCGGGGCGCUCACGGCGGUGGCUUCGUACGGGGAGAAGGGCUGGACCGGGGACGUCGAGGAGCUCGCCACCGACAUCUACGUGUUCUCGACCCGGGACGGCUCGGGCCGGGUCAAGAUCGUCGAGCACGGCGGGUGGCCGAGUUGGGCCGACGAGUCGACUCUUUACUUCCACCGCAGAUGCGGAGACGGCUGGUGGAGCGUAUUCUCCGCGUCGUUCGACAUCGUCGGUGGAAAGAUCGACGCUGCCUCGGUGGUGAGUCGGCGAGUCACCCCGCCGGGUCUGCACGCGUUCACUCCCGCAGCUUCCGUCGCUAAUAAGAGCUUCAUAGCAGUAGCUACGAGGAGGCCCGGGUCGGAUUAUCGUCAUAUCGAGUUAUACGACGUCGUUUCGGAUAAGUUUUACGAAUUGACCCGGCACGUUUCGCCUAGUACGCAUCAUCUUAACCCGUUUAUAUCGCCCGACUCCGGCUGGGUCGGGUACCACAAGUGUCGGGGCGAAACCAACGACGGAGUAGGGAAGGGCAAUGACUUAGUAAUUGAGAACGUCCGGAGCGAGUUACCGGGCCUUUCAUUACUCCGGGUCGACGGGUCAUUCCCGUCGUACUCCCCGGAUGGCGAACGGAUCGCCUACGUGCAAUUCCCAGGCGUGUACGUGAUGAACCGAGACGGGUCGGGUAUUCGGGAAGUAUCGAAGCUAUACGCCUUCGCAACUUGUUGGGAUUGGAAGAGAAAGGGAGUAGUGUACACUAGUGCCGGGCCUGAUUUCUCUAGUGAGAGCACCAAGGUUGACAUAGUCUCAGUAAAUGUGGAUGAUGAAGACCUAACUCACAAUUACAAAACCCUAACCAAGGGAGGAGCAAACAAUGCAUUCCCUUCCCCUUCGCCGGACGGGAAAUGGGUCGUGUUCAGAUCGGGGCGAAGUGGGCACAAGAACUUAUACAUAAUGGACGCGUUGAACGGAGAAGAAGCUGGCCUCUAUAGGCUAACUGAGGGGCCUUGGUCCGACACGAUGAGCAAUUGGUCACCAGAUGGCGAAUGGAUCGUGUUCGCCUCAGAUAGGGAGAAUCCGGGCGGGGGCAGCUUCGAAAUGUUCAAGAUCCAUCCCAACGGCACGGGGCUCCAGAAGGUGAUCCAAAGUGGGACUGGCGGGCGAACCAACCAUCCGUGGUUCAGCCCCGACGGGAAGCAGAUCGUGUUCACCUCAGAUUACGCGGGAGUCUCAGCUGAACCCAUUUCAAACCCGCACCAUUACCAGCCAUACGGUGAGAUCUUCGUGAUCAACGCGGAUGGCUCGGGGCUUCAGAGAUUGACGCAUAACUCAUUCGAGGACGGCACCCCGACUUGGAGCCCCAAAUACAUUGGUCCUACUACCAAUGUGGAGUGGCCUUAUAGUGGUUCCAAAUGUCAAUUUGAGGAUUGCCAUUGGCUUAACAUUGCCCCAAACCAAGCAUCAAAGAGGCAGUGUGCUGCUGCUAAGUAAUUUCCAUCCAUGUUCGUAUUUUUGUGUAAAUAAAUGAUAAAUAAUGCAGUGGCCAUCAAUUUGCUAGAA